Messenger RNA from Bradysia coprophila, 2930 nucleotides. RefSeq lists its product as uncharacterized. The record is from RefSeq and is a predicted model, not a curated record. NCBI's taxonomy places the organism in Eukaryota, Metazoa, Arthropoda, Insecta, Diptera, Sciaridae.
AUUUUAAUCUUGAACCGAACAUCGUACGUACAUAGCCAUCGAGAGUGCUGCUCUUACAAAGACAUUUUAUAUAUACAUUGUGUGUUGUAUGCAAUAAAGAUCGCGCGUGUUUUUCCAAUUUUUCUUUUUUUUUUCUUCGUUAUUUUUUUAUGAAAUGAAAUUUAAGUGCCAAGUUAAGAAAGUGGAUAGCUAAUACAAAACAACAACAACAGACCUGUCGCAUCGUUUUGUUGGAAUAAUAAUAAUUAAACGAACGAACACAAAAAAAAUGUUAAGCACGUACGUUUUAGUUUUUUGCGUAUUGGCGUCGCCAAUAUAUGCAGUAAUCAACAAACCACCACAAGAAGCCGAUCGACGUGAAGCAGCUCUCGAUAUUUCAUACGGUCCUCCUGCUCAAAACAUUCCAUUACCUGCGCCUAUAUAUGGCCAACCAGCCGUCGCGAGGUAUCCACCACCACCACCAGACAUUCCACCACCACUUCCACAGCCGCAUAAAGAGUACGGAGUUCCGGUGCAGUUUGGACCGCCGCAAAUUCAAGUCGAAUAUGGUCCACCACCUGCUCCAUCUCAUCACGAACAUCAUCAUCAUCACCAUCAUGACGCAAACAGUCAUGGAUCGUUCCACGAGCAAGUAACUCAACAUUUUGGUAUACCACAUGCUGUGUAUGGACCUCCACAUGGACCGCCAAAACAAUCGUAUGGACCGCCAAAACAAUCGUAUGGACCACCAAAACAAUCGUAUGGACCACCAAAGCAAUCGUAUGGCCCGCCAAAACAAUCGUAUGGACCGCCAAAGCAAUCGUAUGGACCACCAAAACAAUCGUAUGGACCGCCAAAACAAUCGUAUGGACCACCAAAACAAUCGUAUGGACCGCCAAAACAAUCUUAUGGACCACCAAAUCAUCACCAACCAGCUCCAGUGUUCAAACCACACAAGACAUAUGGUGCACCAAGACCACAAUCGAUUCAGAAACUUCCUUCAAACUUUGCUGCGCCUCCAUUUAGACCGAAACCAAGCAAUCAAUACGGACCUCCACCAAGUAAUCAAUAUGGACCUCCACCACCAAGCAAUCAAUAUGGACCUCCACCACCAAACAAUCAAUAUGGACCUCCACCACCAAGCAAUCAGUAUGGACCUCCACCACCAAGUAAUCAAUAUGGACCUCCAUCAUCGUCAGGUGGAAUAGUUUCGCCGCUUAAAACUAACUGUGAUGGUUGGAAACCAAUUCCAGGCCCAGCGAUUCCAUACAGUAAUGAAGAACAACAACAACAACAACAACAACACCAUCAUCAUCAUCAUCAUCAUGCUGUAUCUGGUGGUAGUUACAACGCCGACAUUCAACAGCACAAUACAAUUGACGAUGGUAGUCUACACUUACCAACGUCAAACGCAAUUGAUUUUCACAAUGAACUUGGUCUAGGCGAUUUUAACAUUGUCAAGAGCGAAGGAAUUGAGCUCUUCGAAAACCACUUAGGCAGUUCAUAUCCUGGUCCAACUGCUUCCGGUCUCGUCUCACCAAGCGGAGUCUAUGGAGUUCCACCAGGUGGACAAUAUUCAGGAUUAGCAAUUCAGCAUGGUUCAGUUAGCGGUAAUCUUCAACAAUGGUCAGGAGCAGCACCAACUAGUCCAGUUUCUUAUCGUCCACCGGUACCUCAAGGCCUGAUUGAGUCGAUUGGUCAAUCAGUUCAACAUCAGGAUACAUUUGGAGUAAAACCACAACAACAAUCUCCGGUCUAUCUACCACCACCCACUCAAGAAAUACCGAAUGCCCCAAGUGGUUUGCAGACACUUCCUCUUGAACAAACAGCCCAGUUAUUCACACAACAUCAGAACCAUAACUACGACGUGCCUCAAGCAUUACCUCUCAUUCAAGAACCAAGAUAUACGGGAAGUGGUGGUAGUGACUGUGGACACGGUCCACAAUUGAACGGUUUGGGACCGUCUCAAUCAUACGCCACUGGCUACGAUUCGGCAAAAUCAAAUUACAAUUACGACUCAAGCAUUUCAUCCAAUUUCGUUGUUGAAAAUCACCCAAUCGAAGAACAUUCACCAACAUCUAGCUAUGGUCCUCCACCAUCUGGUCCAAUCGUUUCGGAUUCUGAAGGAUUUGACACUCAACUAAAAACAUCGGCUCUGACAGCUGAAGCCAGCGAUAAUGUCAGUGUUCAAGAGCAAAUAAUUCAAGACGAGUCGAGCCAAGAAAACGCAGAAGACAAUCAACCUAAACAGGCAGCAUUGAUCCAAACACUCGAAACAUCUGAACAGACACACGAUCAGUCAAAUUCACAAGAACACCUACAAAUCAGAGUGCAAGACGAUCAGCAACAAAGCACACACAUAAAUGACCUUCCCGGUCUUAGUGGAUCCGGACUCGAUAUCAUUUCAUCGCAACAAUCUCAAAGUCUAACCAUCCCGGUGCAAGGAAACCUCGGCUCAUACCAAUUACAGUUCCAAGCCGCCGAUCCUCUCGGCAGUUCCGGUAACAGCAUAGACGUGCCCAAUCACCAGCAAUUUUUAUCGGAAGGGCUGUUGCAAUCAAUUUUGAAUGCCAUCGAACAACCCGACUCAAAUGCACCAGCCAUACCACAGACGACAUUUGAAGAGCUGCAUAACCACAGCGAUGUCGACAGUUUCAUUAAUAGUCAAGCAGGUCAAGAAGUACUUGCUGAACCAAAAAUUCAAUAGGGAAAAAAAUGGUUUUUGAAACAUUUUUAUAUUCCCUGAAAGUCUGUGCAUGUGGUGUGCUCGCGUGUGUGUGUUAGCUAUAUAUAGUGUAGUACGUGAAACAAUUUGCAUUUGAAAUGAACUUUUUUUUGCUGCUGUUGAGUGAGUGAAUGUUUCAAGCUUUUAUUUAUUUUUUCACAAAAAUCUAUCGAUAACAAACGAAGAAAAUAAAAAAAAAAUGAAAAAAAACUUGUUGCCAUAAAAA